UAUUAAGUUUUUGGGACCGUUUAAUUAAUAUGAAAAAGUCGUUGAAAGAAAAUUUCGCCUUUUUAGACGACGGAGAUUUGGAUCUUGAAUGUGCUUCACAGAAACUUUUAAAUGCGCACAGUUUUGUUUGUAACUUUCACACUUCUCUAUGUCAUCUGUUUAGUUCGACUUUGCGGCUUUGCGUGAAUCUAUACGAAAAAGAAAAUUGUUUUUCCGCAAAAAUCGAGCAACUUUUUUGUCAAGAACGUUUUUUAAAGACAAUCUGCCGUUCUUUUUUUUUAGUGACUGAAGACCACGUGGACAUUGUUAAAUUACUUUUGCUGCGUGAUAAGAAAUUCAGCGAGAGCUUCCGCGUGUAUAACAUGUUGGGGUCGGCCCAUAUUUUCGACACUGUUUUAUCCAAUAAUCUUUUGUGUAUAACUACAAACGAGCUUGCAUACGCUGAUGAACGAGUUAUUUUAUGUGAACUUUUAGAUGAGGCCUUUUCAGCUUUUUUAUUGGCCACUCAAAUUGAGGCCGGAAAUGUUUAUUACGUUUUACUUUCGAGUCUUCACUCCCUUAUAUUUAAGCCUUUUGCUUAUAACAACGCAGCGAGUUUUCAAAACUUUAUCGAAUCAAGCUUGCGUAUCUACGCGAGAAGCGUUAAUAACAUACUAGAAAAGUCUACAACACCUGCACACCCUGAGUCGGAUCAUUAUUUUUCUUGCGUCUUGAAAGCUGCUGGGGAAACCAUGGAAGUGUUUUACGAAUCAGAUUCUCCCCGCACAACAGUAGUUGAUUGGUUCAGAUUUUGCUUUUUCAGCUCGAAACAGUCGCUAACGGAUGCUGCGCUCUCUUUUUUGCGAGGAUUGUUGGGGCUGAAAAGAAUGUAUCAUCUCUCACUGGUCGAGAGCAAUCCCAUUUUGAAAUCUUCGCUGUGGGUGUCGCUUGUAGAAGUAAUAAAGAAACUUGGUGAGACGCAGCCGAGUCGUUUAUUACUGCCUUUGAUGAGAUCACUGCUAUAUUUUGGCGCAAUUUAUAAACACAAUGACGGCGCCUUUCCCGCUCUUUUGAAGAGCUACUGCCAACUGUUCUAUAAUUGGACAGAAGCAGCGGAAAAGUCCCCUUACUCGUUGUAUUGCGCCGAAGAGCUUCUCAGUCUUUUUAGAGAACUGGUCAGCCUGGUUGGCGCAUCUACCGAGCCUUUUGCCGGCCAUAAGAGAAGAAAAGUUGUUGGCGGGGGGGAGGGCCUCUUCACGUGCACCUACGCCCAGACAGGCUCCAAAUUCACCGAGCAGUGCUGGUAUCACUGUUAUACAUGCAACUUGCAGCAAUACGAGGGGUGUUGUGUAGUUUGCGUCAAGGUCUGCCAUUCCGGACACGACGUUGCUUUUGCUAGAAAGUCGAGUUUCUACUGCGAUUGCAACGCUUCUGAAACUUGCCGGGCCCUGAAUGCUGUGCCUGCAGAUCUGCUUCAGCAAUGCAGAGAAUUUAAAGCGGACGGCCUUCCCGUUCGUUCUUUCAGCUGCCAUACAGAAGAUUUUAUGAAGUCCGACUACGUGGAGGACCACGUGGAAGACGCCUUGUGUCUGGGAGAGGACUGGAGGGAAGCUAUUAAGGGAGCGAAAGCGACUUGUUUAAAGAUAUUGCUUGAAGGCAGCUUUCUUACUACUGCGAUAGAUCUGCUUUGUUGCUACAUCCGUUGCGACUCUAAGCAAAGUAAAGGAAAAGCUUUGAGGAAACCACUAAACUUUUUUCCUUCUGGGAACGAGAAUUAUGUGGAGGUUUCCAUGCGGACUCCUCGAAACUUUCUGGAGGAAGUCCCCGUGAAGUCUGAAGAGUUACUGAAUGCACUGAACAAUCGUGUAGUUUCCCGCGUUAUCUUGCAAAGCGUAGAACUUGAAGGUGUACACUAUUUUCUUUGCGCUUCUGGUCAGAACGUUCACGUUAUUUCUGCCACCCAAAGUUUUCUUCUUUCCAAGUUUCUGAUUAGCGAAAGGAACAAGGCGCUCGUUGUCUCCUCUGCUACUUUUUCUAGUGAAAUUUUCUCAAUUGUUCCCAAUGCGGCGCACUGUUAUUAUUUUGCUGUUUGCGGCUUGACUGAUGUAGCGGUCUUUACGCUCAAUUCUGAAGGAAAAAUAGUAUCAAAACUGCCCAUUUCAUUGGGCAUGCAAGAGUUUGAAGGAGGCGUAAAAGUUGUGAAAGUUAUAUGGUUGCCCAAUUCCCAAACUCGUAUAGCCGUUAUUACAACGAAUUUUGUGAAAGUAUAUGAAUUAUUAAAAGAUAAUAUUUCUCCGAUCAAUUGUUAUUGCGUAUGUGACAACCACGUGAUCGUAAACUGCAUUUUUUUUGUGGGCGAUGAGACGAACGAAUUUUUUAUAUGCACAGAAACUUCGCAAUCAUCAUUGUAUAUUUCAAAGCUUAUCAAAAUGGAGGAAGAUGACGCUACUUCCUCCGUGGGCCGCCAGAGUUUAAUUGAAGAUGCGUUAUACAUGAUCUUACUGGAGAAUUCUUAUUUUCUUGGAUACUCAACAUUCCUUAAAAAAUUGCUUCUUUUUUAUUAUGACGGAAGUAUUGGUGCCAUUGAUUUCCGAUCGGGAGGUGCUCCGUCCAGCAAAAUUGUUGGGGGCGUUAACAAAGACAAAAUUUUCUACGACACCGAAUCGGACAAGAUUGCGUAUUUUUACGAGCUGCAGACUUUUCCUGAAUUAAUAGUUCUUAUGAAGUACGGGAGCCCUGAAUUAUUGUUCGUUGAUAUUUCCUCUGGGGACCAAUCAAGCUCAACAAGUGUUUACUUAAAAAGUAAUGUUGAAGGCAUUUGCGAGUUAACAUAUUCUUCGCGAGAUCCCUACAACUUUUCUUUAUACGCGCUUUCCACGGACGGAGCAAUUUCUCGUGUGCAGUUUUCAGCGCCAUUAAAGCAAUUUUUAAAGCACCUCACUAAUAAUAAUGAGCUUCACCUUUUGCUCUCCAAUCAUUAUUUAUACAAAGAAAAUUAUUUACCCUUUGACUUUUUUGAGCGCGCCACUGACCUGACUAAUGAAGUGCGUUUUAUUGGAAAUGAUAUACUGCAGAAUUAUACCGUUCAAAUGGCUUAUGAAAGGCUCUUUUCUAUUAUUAUUAUAAUUUUUCUGUACAUCCAUAUGUAUUUUUAA
This is a messenger RNA of Zophobas morio, 3134 nucleotides long. RefSeq lists its product as uncharacterized. The coding region runs from base 30 to 3134 and encodes 1034 amino acids. The record is from RefSeq and is a predicted model, not a curated record. NCBI's taxonomy places the organism in Eukaryota, Metazoa, Arthropoda, Insecta, Coleoptera, Tenebrionidae. The transcript has 23 exons. Gene Ontology annotation, molecular function: protein binding; zinc ion binding.